AUGACACCCAGGCUGUUUCUUGUUCACUGCAGCCAGGAUUUGUCCAUGGAGACCUCUCUAUAUGAGAAGAGAGUCCAGUGGGCGGACAGUUUUUGUUCUGGCAACAUCUGUGACAGGGCCAGCUUCUACUCUGCCAUCAAGCUGAUCCAGUCCAUCAAGGCCACCAAGGACUACCCGGGCAUGGACAAGGUGCCCAUUGUGAUUGUGGGCAACAAGAGGGACCUAAAUCACAGACGGACAGUCCUCAGUGAGGAGGGCAGAAUGCUAGCCCUCACAACAGACUGCCAGUUCUAUGAGCUUUCAGCUGCUGAGAACUACCACAGUGUCCUCAUGAUGUUUUACGGCCGAAUAGACAGGAUAUGGGAGUCCUUGUCUGCCAUCAAGAAGCCAGCUGGAUUCAUGGGCAUAGUGAAAAGAAUGUCUGCAGAUUUUUCCCCGAGAUUCGCUGUGAAAGCAUUGUAUACCAGAGAUGGGCAACUGCGGAUCAAUUUCCAAAAAUGA
Messenger RNA from Coregonus clupeaformis (lake whitefish), 501 nucleotides. Its product is annotated as ras-related and estrogen-regulated growth inhibitor-like protein. Gene Ontology annotation, molecular function: GTPase activity; GTP binding. The record is from RefSeq and is a predicted model, not a curated record. Lineage: Eukaryota; Metazoa; Chordata; Actinopteri; Salmoniformes; Salmonidae. The coding region runs from base 1 to 501 and encodes 166 amino acids. The transcript is spliced from 2 exons.